UACCAACCUGUGAUUUCCCCUGCAGCCAACACUCUAACACUUACAGCCCACUUACUUUCCACCACCACACAGGCCAACAUGUCUCUCUCCAAUGCAGCUGCCAUUCUGUUCUUCAUAGUUCUGAACUGUGUGCACAUAGAGUCUCAAGAUUCUCUCCCACUUCCUACUCUUUCACUUGAUCCUUCUAUGAACACAAGUGACAUUCAGCUGCUUUCUCAGGUGAAGCUUCACUGCUCCAUCCCAGAUAAAGCUCCCUUUCCUGUAUUAGUCUAUAUAGCUCAUGUGGAUAAUCCAGUUGUAAAUUCAGCACGUUGGCCGAUCUUUUCGAACCUUAGGAGUGCAGAUGUCAUAAUUUUCACCAUCUUAAUGAACCCUGAAGCUGAAGGCACGUUUGUGUGCCGCUACCAAUCUACCAGAUCAAAACAAGACUCUGGACUUAGCAACUCUGUCAACUUAGUCAUAAAUUCUCUCCCGAAACCCAUCAUGUCCCUCAGACCUUCCCUAAUUCUUUUGGGUGGACGUUACGUUGCAGUGUGUACGACUCCAGCUGAUGGAUUCAUGAACGUCACAAUGCGCCUUUAUGAGCGUCCACUUCCCCUCACCCCUGGCAAAGAGGGUUUCAACUUUGUAGGAUCGCGAACGCUUGCACCAACAGAGAUUGGGGCAUCAGUCAAUAAAACAAUAGCUGUUGUCUCAACUGAGCAUGUCUGCACAAUGGAGGUGUUCUACAAAGGGAAGAUCCUGCAGUCUGCGUCCAUCCCUGUGGUAGCCAUACCAGAUGAGCUGCCAGCACGUCUGUAUUCGCCCGUUCGAGAUUCAGCAGCCUGUUCAGGAUAUUUGUCCAUGAGAGUGAAGGAUGUUUGGAGACCUGUGUGUUUUCCUCGCAGUUCCGAUUAUCAAUUAGAGGCGGCUGAUGUAGUGUGCAGAGAAGUGAAUUGUGGGCAUGCACUUGGAUGGGACACUCUUUCAGAUGGCAGUUCAAAUAUUUUGGGCACACCACAAUGCACUGGGAAAGAGAAGAAGAUAGCUGAAUGCCCUAUUGCUAACGUAAACUGUUAUAAUCCAUCCUUCCAUGUUAUCUGCUCAGGUGCCAUGCCUCCUCCUAAAUUCUCUGCAAUUGGACAUGGGUCUUCUUCGGUGGUGUACCUCAGGUCAGAAGAGUCAGUGACCCUCAGCUGCAGUUUGGAGUCAUCAUCACUGACAAGCAGUGACUGGAUAUAUCUUAAAAUUACACUAAAUGGAAAACGCAUGGACAGCAGACAUUUCAUAUCGACUGACAGCUUUCGGUAUACGUUCACUCCAAAAGUGAUGGAAGGAGAGUAUUCUUGCUUUGCCAGUCCAGAUUCAGGCUUCUUGAGGCAGUCAGAGAAAAGCAACUCAGUAUAUGUCUACAUCUAUGAUCCUCCACCUGCAGGAGCAGUAGCUGCUGCUGUUAUCACCACUGUAGCAGGAGCAGCGCUUCUUAUAUUCGUUUGUGUUUUUCGCAAAAGCCAAGAGGAGCUGCAGAGCAAUGCGCAUGCAGCAGCUACCCCUAACCCUGAGGUUACACAGCCUGGCAAUAGUACAAUUCCACCACAGGGGACUCUGCCACAAGUGUAGGAAAAGCUUAUUCACUUAAAUUGUUGUUUAUUUUUACAAUAAAAUAAAUAAUGAAAUAA
Molecule: messenger RNA, 1658 nt
Organism: Astyanax mexicanus (Mexican tetra)
Lineage: Eukaryota; Metazoa; Chordata; Actinopteri; Characiformes; Acestrorhamphidae
Exons: 8
Coding region: 79-1599 (506 amino acids)
Cellular component (GO): membrane
Source: RefSeq, a predicted model, not a curated record